GUGGGUGAGGGGGGGGUGGCGUUAGGAAGGGAAGGAGGAGGAGGACGGCGCGUAGAUGCUCUGCCCUUGUUUGCGGAGGAAGGAUCUGACUUAAAUUGAAUAAAAAUGGCCACAUUUUGUCACCGGAUUUGCCACCGAUGGUCAUUAUCAAGAAUCACUGGUUUAGUUUUAAUCUCAAACUAUAAAAGCCAAGUGACAGUACCGGUAUCUGCAGCAACUUGUAGACUUUUAUCUUGGUCUAGUGCACGUGUUACAUCCCUGGCACAUCAAAGCCUCUGUGGACUGAAAAAUCAAAGAUCUUGUUCCUCAGGGGCAGACCCUGCACCACAGAAAGGUGGCCUCGGAGUUAGAGAAACCAGCCUUUUACUAAAUGCAAACUGUGGCCGUGAGAAAGCAGUGGCAUCCAGCCCAGCCAAAGAGACAUUUUUUACAGAUUUAGAUGUUAUUCCACUACCAUCUCCAUUUGAGGAGAUAUUGGACGAAGAGGCCGUGCAAAUUGGACGGGAAGUGCUUCCUCCAGCCUCCUUUACCCUGCGUGAUUAUGUCGACCAGUCUGACACUCUAAGCAAACUGGUACUGCUAGGUGUGGAUCUUUCUAAGCUGGAGCAGCGACCAAAUGUAGCCAACAUGUUACUACGGUUGGACUUUGAUAAAAAUGUGAAAGAGUGUCUGCUGUUCCUGAAAGACUUGGGGGUAGAAGAGCAUCAGUUUGGAGCCUUCCUCACCAAGAACCCUUUCAUCUUAACGGAGAGUCUGGGGAAUCUACAGAAGAGGGUAUCGUACCUGCAGUCUAAGAAAUUCAACAAAGAAGCUAUUGCAAGAAUGGUGUCAAAAGCUCCUUAUUUGCUCAACUUCAGCGUGGAAAGACUGGACAACAGGCUUGACUUCUACCAUAAAGAACUAGGUCUAAACGUGCAGAAGACUCGUGAGUUGGUCACCCGUCUCCCCUCACUGCUUACUGGUAGCCUGGAACCUGUAAGAGAAAAUCUCAAAGUUUACCGAAUUGAAUUUGGGUUCCAGGAAAAUGAACUACAACACAUGGUGAUGAAAGUGCCCAAAAUGCUUGUCGCUAGCAAGAAAAAAGUGACUGUAGUGUUUGAUUAUCUGCACAAUAUUAUGGGUAUCCCUCACCUACUAGUAACAAAAUUCCCUCAGGUUUUCAAUGCAAAGCUUCUGAGAAUAAAAGAGAGACAUCUGUUUCUUGAACACCUGGGACGUGCCCAAUACGACCCAGUUCAGCCAAACUACAUUUCCCUUGAUAAGCUGGUAGCAACCCCUGAUGAGGUGUUCUGUGUUGAGAUUGCAAAAGCCACACUGCCAGACUUUGAAGCAUUUCAAAAGACGCUUUAAAAACAAAGCUUGUUUCAAUGUUUGUUGAUGUAGAUAAGCUAUAAAAAGUAGUUAAUUACAAAUACAUUUUAUUUUUUUUACACGCA
Callorhinchus milii (elephant shark) is the source of this 1436-nucleotide messenger RNA. RefSeq names its product mitochondrial transcription termination factor 3 (gene mterf3). Gene Ontology annotation, biological process: regulation of DNA-templated transcription; mitochondrial ribosome assembly. Lineage: Eukaryota; Metazoa; Chordata; Chondrichthyes; Chimaeriformes; Callorhinchidae. The record is from RefSeq and is a predicted model, not a curated record. Gene Ontology annotation, molecular function: double-stranded DNA binding. Gene Ontology annotation, cellular component: mitochondrion.